GCUAUAUUUAUCAAUUCCUGUGAUAAUAAUAGUCAGGCGCGGUUAACGCAGCUUCCAGACAAAUUAUAAAAUCUAAGUAAUCGUUCCACAGCUUUCGGUUAUCAAGUGUCGUAAAUUAAACACGUGUGAUUUACCUGCGAUUAUAAUUUAAACCUGCCAGUAGCGGUUCUGUCUACCCAAUUUGGAUAAGUGUUGGUUAACCAACGUGUGUAUAAACAUUACACUUUGACCCUUGUUAAAUAUAAUCACUACAAAUAAACAUAGGUAUUUAUAUGUAAUGUAACAAUUCGAACAAUAUGCAACUUUAUAUUAUUUUAAAUAAACAUAACAUUAGUUUGCGGUUAGAUAUCUCCGCAAGUAAUAAUUCCGUGUUAUUUAUAUUACAAUAAGACGACACAGUGAUUCAUAAAUCGAUAUGCGUAUACAAAAAUGUUUAUAAACUAGAUCGGUUAGCGUGUUGUGAAUUACUCAGUCUCCCCUUGACCUGCGGGUAACGACAUAAUAUAUUACUUCAGUGUUGAUACGGUUCAGUCGUGUGACCGUCGUUUGUCCAACAUGAAGCUGCUCUGGCUCGUGUUAUUUAUUUCAUUAUCACAGUUCCAACACGCCGAGUCCCGGUACACAUCCUGGUUUCCAAACGUAGUGGACACAGUUACGAACAAAACCGCGCAAAUCACAAAUUACGUGAGAGAAAAAGGGCGGAGUAUCAAAAAUUUUUACGUAGAAAAUGUGCGAAAUAAAAUAACAAACUAUUUAGGAUUUGAAAAAGACAAUUCGAAGGUGCCUGAUCAAACGAGAUUGAAGAGGAAAUUCAGUGGGUAUGUGAGCGACGCCCAGACUAAUGAUAACAGCAUAUUCGACUCGAUAGCGCCGGUGCAGAUGGAGCACAAGUGCUCGGACGAGGACCCGACCAUCCACAUGACCACGCCGCAGCUGCUGGCCUACCAUGGGUAUCCUGCAGAAGCCCACACAGUUGUUACCGACGACGGGUAUAUCCUCACCAUCCACAGAAUACCGUACUCCAAGAAUUCGCAUGACAAAGUCAGCCCUCGGAAGACGGUGUUGCUCCACCACGGGCUUCUGGGCAGUUCCGCGGACUGGAUCAUCGCCGGGCCUCAGAAAGGUCUAGGAUACAUCCUCUCAGACGUUGGAUACGAUGUGUGGUUCGCCAACGUGCGCGGCAAUACGUAUUCACGAGCGCACGUAUCUCGGAAUGUUGAUACGUUCGCGUUCUGGAACUUCACAUUCCACGACGUCAGCCAACACGACUUACCAGCGGUUAUUGACCACAUAAUGCAGAUAAAGGGCUGGGACGUAAAGAUAAACUACAUCGGUCAUUCAAUGGGGACCACUGUAUUGUUCGCUUUGUUGUCCACUAAGCCCCAAUAUAAUAAAAUAUUGAGAGCCGGCUUUGCUUUAGCUCCAGUGGCGUAUAUGACGGAUAUAAAAAGUCCGAUUAAACUUCUAGCGAAGUUUAGCAAUAACAUCGAAUAUUUAAUGAAACUGCUCGGUGCUAACGAGUUUUUGCCACAGAAUGCUGUCCUGCGGUGGUUAUCGAAACACGCGUGUGAGAUAAAUCAUUACGAGGAAGUGCUUUGCGAAAAUUCGAUGUUCGUGCUUUGCGGUCACGAUCCGAAACAGUUCAACAAGACACUCCUGCCAUUAAUCCUUGGACACGUGCCUGCUGGAGCAUCUACGAGGACGCUGGUGCAUUACGCCCAGGAAAUCCGCAAUGACGGCAAGUUCCAGCAAUUCGAUUAUGGCACCGAGGGGAAUUUACAACAAUAUGGGGAGCCUAUCCCACCCGAGUACCCGUUGCAUAAAAUAACUUUACCGAUCGCUUUGUUCAGUUCUGAUAACGACUGGCUGGCUAGUGAGAUUGACGUCAGCAAUCUGUAUGUUCAGCUUGUUAAUCCGAUAGAACAUUAUAUUGUGCCAUUGAAAACUUUCAACCACAUAGACUUUUUGUGGGCGGUGGACGCUCCGAGUCUCGUUUACAAAAAGUUACUGCAGUUGCUAGAAGAAGGUGUUAGUGAACCGUAUUAUUCAAUAACUAAUGUAAAUUCGAUAAAUUCGCUGUAAUUAAAUUAUUUUAAAUUUA
Messenger RNA from Manduca sexta (tobacco hornworm), 2101 nucleotides. RefSeq names its product gastric triacylglycerol lipase. The coding region runs from base 556 to 2082 and encodes 508 amino acids. The transcript has a single exon. The record is from RefSeq and is a predicted model, not a curated record. NCBI's taxonomy places the organism in Eukaryota, Metazoa, Arthropoda, Insecta, Lepidoptera, Sphingidae. Gene Ontology annotation, biological process: lipid metabolic process.